Messenger RNA from Aspergillus caelatus, 1890 nucleotides. RefSeq lists its product as uncharacterized. Gene Ontology annotation, molecular function: oxidoreductase activity. NCBI's taxonomy places the organism in Eukaryota, Fungi, Ascomycota, Eurotiomycetes, Eurotiales, Aspergillaceae. The transcript is spliced from 3 exons. Bases 1 to 1890 code for a protein of 629 amino acids. The record is from RefSeq and is a predicted model, not a curated record.
AUGGCGCCAAGACAUCCACGCCCUUCCACCGAACUUUAUAAUAUCCCUGAGCAGCCAGAUCCUAAACUUUACACUCAGGCCUCUGCCAGCGAAGGCUCAGACCGACUGAUCUUCCUAGCUGGCCAAUGGGGCAUGAGAAACGGAGAGUUUGGCUCCACCAUAAAGCAGCAAGUCGAAUAUUCCUUUGCAAACUUGAGAGAUGCAUUGAAGGCCAGCAGUGCCAGCCCCCAGGAUGUUGUCAAACUCACAUUCUAUGUGGUGGACUGGCCAUGGACUGAGGCUACAGAGAGCUUGGUGGAACCAUGGAUGAAGCUUUUCGCGGAGUGCACCGACAAUUACAGACCACCUACAACUGUGAUUCCCGUGCCAAAGCUGGCACAGGCCGAAGCGAAAUUUGAGGUAGAGGCAAUCGCCGCGAUUGGUGGGCGCUCUAAACUGUUCAACUCAGAGCUUCGACAGACUGUACAGCCAAGUAACUUGAUCUAUGUGGAUGCUGUUGUUGUUGGGGCAGGAUUUAGUGGCACGCAAGCCGCCCAUGACUUAUCCCGCGCCGGCCUCAAUGUCGCGCUGCUUGAGGCAACUCAUCGAGUUGGCGGACGGAGCAAGACAAUGCGACUAGCUAGUGGACCGGGUGUCGUGGAACUUGGCGCAACCUGGAUCAAUCAGUACACGCAACCCAAGAUCUAUGCCACAGUCAAACGGUUGGGUCUUCACCCGGUACACCAAUAUUUGGAAGGAGACGGAGUGUUACAAACACUUGAUCGCAAAGUCUAUCGGUUCGGAAGUCAGGAUCAAGCGGGCAACAGCCCAGGGCUCUCUAGCGAAGACGGAAAAUCUAUGCAAGCAUUGAUUGAAGCAAUCGAGUACGAGAUUGAGAACAAUGCAUUGCUUGAUAUUAAUAAAACACGCAGCUUCCCCGGCAAAGACGAUGUGUCUGCGCUUGAGUGGGUGAAGAACAAGAAGCUGGGUGAUUUCUCUCUUCAGGUUAUACGAAGUAUCACGACAGCGAUGGUGGGCAGAGAGCCACAUGAGAUUGGCAUCCACUAUUUGCUGGAUUAUAUCAAGUCCGGGGGAGGCUUCACUAGCCUCGCUAGCGAUGACGACAAGGGGGCUCAACAAAUGUUUAUCCGUGAAGGGACGUCGGCCAUUGCACACGGCCUUGCAGCUGAGAUGAGGCCUGGCUCAGUAAUUGUCAACUGCCCGGUUGAUGAGAUCAAUCAGCAUGGCAAAGAGGUCAUUGUCACUACAGCAACUGGUUUCAAAUUCUCGGCAAAGAAAGUAAUUGUUGCUGUGCCUACAAAUACGUACGGCAAAAUUCAUUUUACACCUCCUCUGCCAAGCUCCAAGCGCUCCCUUGCUAGCGAGACUCUACCAGGUGUCUAUGCUAAAGUCUUGCUCACUUAUACCAGUCCUUGGUGGCGGGCUAUCGGGCUUAUGGGCAAGUUCCGUAGCCAGAUUGGCCCAAUUUGUUUCUCCUGGGAAGUCUCUAACUUUGAAGACAAGGCGUUUACGCUGGCACUGUUUAUCGCAGGCGACAGAGCUGCUCAAUGGUAUAAACUGUCGCCGCUGAAGCGUCAACAGGCCGUCAUUGAGCACUUGGCUGAGCUGAUCGGCCCAGAGCAUCGCCAUCUGGCAUUAGACGUGCUCGAGUAUAACGCUGGUGAGUGGGUGGAGGAAGAGUGGAUGGGCGGUGCACCGACGUCCGCGAUGCCUCCAGGGUACCUUUCCAGGUAUGGCGAAGAUUUGAGGGCGCCGUUUAAAAAUGUUCAUUUUGCUGGCGGUGAAACUGCUCGAGAGUGGAAGGGUUACUUGGAGGGAGCUCUUCGUGCGGGCAGUCGGGCUGCGGAUGAAGUGAUUGAGCUGCUUGGAAAGCCUCAGAACAAACUGUAG